ACUGCCCGCCAGGCCUCGGAGCUGGAGCUGCAGCGCUCGGGGACCCCCGGGACGCCCCCGGCCCCCCAGGACUUGGUGUUCGGGAAGGUUUUCACCGACCACAUGCUGACGGUGGAGUGGGAGCGGGAGCGGGGCUGGGGGCGGCCCCACAUCCGCCCCUUCCAGGAGCUGCGGCUGCACCCGGCCUCCAGCGCCCUGCACUACGCCGUGGAGCUCUUCGAGGGCCUCAAGGCUUUCCGGGGCGACGACGACAAAAUUCGGCUUUUCCGGCCCGAGCUGAACGUGGAGAGGAUGCAGAGAUCGGCCCGGAGGGUCUGCCUGCCUGUGAGUGACAAAAAAACCCAAAAAAACCCAAAAAUCACCCCAAAAUAACCUCAAAAAUAAUUA
Molecule: messenger RNA, 387 nt
Organism: Passer montanus (Eurasian tree sparrow)
Lineage: Eukaryota; Metazoa; Chordata; Aves; Passeriformes; Passeridae
Product: branched-chain-amino-acid aminotransferase, cytosolic-like
Exons: 2
Coding region: 103-372 (89 amino acids)
Biological process (GO): L-valine biosynthetic process; L-leucine biosynthetic process
Cellular component (GO): mitochondrion
Molecular function (GO): branched-chain-amino-acid:2-oxoglutarate transaminase activity
Source: RefSeq, a predicted model, not a curated record